UUGAUAACUGUAUUAGAUACACUUUCCUUCUUGUUUUUGGAUAAGUACAAACUGAGACGUCUGGAACUAUUUUUUGGAUUUUUGAUCACUACAAUGGCCGUAUCGUUUGGUUAUCAGUACAUCGUUACUGAUAUACCGCAAAUCAGUGUAAUUGAAGGAAUGUUCCUACCUUGGUCUUCUGAUUACCGUCCCGGUACACUGCUGCAGGCUGUGGGUAUAAUCGGUGCCGUUAUCAUGCCGCACAACUUAUAUUUACAUUCAGCGCUUGUAAAGAGUUUUUUUUUUCUUUUAAGUCUCGUGCGAUCAAUCGAAACGAUGUUAAGGAAGUGAAAAAAGCAAAUCGUUAUUACUUUAUAGAAG
Molecule: messenger RNA, 360 nt
Organism: Anopheles merus
Lineage: Eukaryota; Metazoa; Arthropoda; Insecta; Diptera; Culicidae
Product: protein Malvolio-like
Exons: 3
Coding region: 94-330 (78 amino acids)
Biological process (GO): manganese ion homeostasis; response to manganese ion; metal ion transport
Cellular component (GO): apical plasma membrane
Molecular function (GO): cadmium ion transmembrane transporter activity; manganese ion transmembrane transporter activity; iron ion transmembrane transporter activity
Source: RefSeq, a predicted model, not a curated record